Molecule: messenger RNA, 867 nt
Organism: Cucurbita pepo subsp. pepo (vegetable marrow)
Lineage: Eukaryota; Viridiplantae; Streptophyta; Magnoliopsida; Cucurbitales; Cucurbitaceae
Gene: RPS9
Product: ribosomal protein S9
Biological process (GO): translation
Cellular component (GO): ribosome; plastid small ribosomal subunit
Molecular function (GO): structural constituent of ribosome; RNA binding
Source: RefSeq, a predicted model, not a curated record
ACCGCAGUUUCAAUUUUUGGAAGAAGCUACCUUCGUUCUGGAUAGAGCACGAAAAUGGCUACUUCUGUGUCCUCCCUCGCUUUCUCUCUCUCUUCUCUCUCGUUUUCUUCCCAACUAUCACAGAUGCCAAACGCUCUGUCCUUUCCACGUUCAAAAUCUCUUGUAAUUUCCCACCCGAAAUCCAAUUCCCCACUCGUGGUAUCUGCCUCCGCCACUUCCGCAGUGGAGACGGCGGAGCUUAAGAACUAUGUGAAAUCGAGGCUCCCUGGUGGCUUCGCUGCGCAAACGCUCAUUGGCACUGGCCGCCGGAAAUCUGCCGUUGCUCGCGUUGUUCUCCAAGAAGGCACUGGCAAAGUUAUUAUCAAUUACCGCGACGCUAAGGAAUACCUUCAAGGAAAUCCAUUGUGGCUUCAAUAUGUGAAAGUUCCUUUGUUAACUUUGGGAUAUGAAAGUAACUACGACGUAUUCGUCAAAGCUGAAGGAGGCGGCCUCUCCGGCCAGGCUCAGGCGAUCUCCCUUGGCAUUGCUCGUGCUCUGCUAAAGGUGAGUGCUGAUCACAGAUCACCUCUAAAGAAAGAAGGGCUUUUGACAAGGGACUCUAGGGUUGUGGAGAGGAAGAAGGCUGGUCUCAAGAAAGCCCGUAAAGCCCCACAAUUCUCCAAGCGUUAAGGUUCCAAUUCUUGUCGAAUUGUUUUGCAUACCCUCUUUUCCUUCAUUAUUUGUACAACCCAGAUGUUAUUUUGUACUUUCUUUCCUCUCUAAUCUAGUGUUAUCUUAAAAAUAUUUCUCCAUAUGAGCUCUAAGCUAGAACGAGGAUAUGUAUUAAAAACACAAUCCAUAAUUCAUCAUCAUAACUAUUUUUGAACA